UCCAGGGAGGCAGGGCCAUGGUCACGUUCAUGGCCUCUGACAGCGAGGAAGAAGUGUGUGACGAGAGGACUUCUCUGAUGUCAGCUGAGAGCCCCACGCCACGCAUCCACCAGGAGGGCAGGCAGGGCCCAGAAGAUAGAGAGAAUACCACCCAGUGGAGAAGCCAGGAGAGUGAAGAGGACUGUGAGGAGGACCCUGACUGCUACGUCUCCAGUGGGGUGCCUGGGCGACCCCCAGGCCUGGAGGAAGAGCUGACCCUCAAAUAUGGGGCGAAGCAUGUGAUCAUGCUGUUUGUGCCUGUCACGCUGUGCAUGGUCGUGGUGGUGGCCACCAUCAAGUCCGUGCGCUUCUACACAGAGAAGAAUGGACAGCUUAUCUACACGCCUUUCACCGAGGACACGCCCUCAGUGGGCCAGCGCCUCCUCAACUCCGUGCUCAACACCCUCAUCAUGAUCAGCGUCAUCGUGGUCAUGACCAUCUUCCUGGUUAUGCUGUACAAGUACCGCUGCUACAAGUUUAUCCAUGGCUGGUUGAUCAUGUCCUCCCUGAUGUUGCUGUUCCUCUUCACCUACAUCUACCUUGGGGAAGUGCUCAAGACCUACAAUGUGGCCAUGGACUACCCCACCCUCUUCCUGACCGUCUGGAACUUUGGGGCAGUGGGCAUGGUGUGCAUCCACUGGAAGGGCCCCCUCAUGCUUCAGCAGGCCUACCUCAUCAUGAUCAGCGCGCUCAUGGCCUUGGUGUUCAUCAAGUACCUCCCGGAGUGGUCUGCCUGGGUCAUCUUGGGUGCCAUCUCUGUGUAUGAUCUUGUGGCUGUACUGUGCCCCAAAGGGCCACUGCGGAUGCUGGUGGAGACUGCCCAGGAGAGAAAUGAGCCCAUCUUCCCUGCCCUGAUAUACUCUUCUGCCAUGGUGUGGACGGUGGGCAUGGCCAAGCCAGACCCCUCCUCACAGGGAGCCCUCCAGCUCCCCUAUGAUCCAGAGAUGGAGGAAGACUCCUAUGACAGUUUUGGGGAGCCUUCGUACCCAGAAGUCUUUGAACCCCCCCUGCCUGGCUACCCAGGGGAGGAGCUGGAGGAAGAGGAGGAAAGGGGCGUGAAGCUUGGCCUUGGGGACUUUAUCUUCUAUAGUGUGCUGGUGGGCAAGGCGGCAGCCACGGGCAGCGGGGACUGGAACACCACACUGGCCUGCUUUGUGGCCAUCCUUAUCGGUUUGUGUCUGACCCUCCUGCUGCUGGCUGUAUUCAAGAAAGCACUACCUGCCCUCCCCAUCUCCAUCACCUUCGGCCUCAUCUUUUACUUCUCCACAGACAACCUGGUCCGCCCUUUCAUGGACACCUUGGCCUCCCAUCAGCUCUACAUCUGA
Molecule: messenger RNA, 1364 nt
Organism: Orycteropus afer afer
Lineage: Eukaryota; Metazoa; Chordata; Mammalia; Tubulidentata; Orycteropodidae
Gene: PSEN2
Product: presenilin 2
Biological process (GO): membrane protein ectodomain proteolysis; calcium ion transport; intracellular signal transduction
Cellular component (GO): growth cone; dendritic shaft; nucleus
Molecular function (GO): aspartic endopeptidase activity, intramembrane cleaving
Source: RefSeq, a predicted model, not a curated record